AUGUCGCUGCAUUCAUAUACUGCGGCAAAAAAGUGUCGUCAACCAAAAGCGACUGAUGAAACACUCACCUCUGAAAAUUGGGAGUUAAUUAUGAAUAUUUGUGAAAAAGUAGAGACUGGUGGGGAACAAAGUGCAAGAGAUUGCAUUUCUGCGAUACAAAAACGAUUGGCGCAUCGAGCUGCUAAUGUACAAUUGUAUUCUUUGACGCUGUCAAACUCGCUUGUCAAAAGUUGUGGACUACCAGUUCAUCGCGAGAUUUGCAGUCGGACAUUUACCUCGCUCUUAGCGCGUAUGGUCACAGACAAGAACACACACGAAACCGUCAAAAACAGAAUCACUGAGUUAAUUCAAGAAUGGACAUUUGAGUUUAGAUCAAACUCGUCGCUGAGUCUCAUGGAGGAAACAUUUAAUUUGUUACGAGAACAAGGUGUGCCAUUCCUGCCACCCGAUAAGCCAAAAAAGGAACCAACACAGUCUGAAUUAGACAAACAAAAAGAAGAAGACGAACUUCAAUUGGCAAUAGCAAUGUCUUUGUCACAGACGUCGGCUUCAAAAGAGAGAACCGUUCAGCGGGACACAAAACAACCACCACCCGUAUCAAAAGUACGUUCGUUGUACGACUUCACCCCUACCGAAUCAGGCGAACUAGGAUUUUCCCGUGGAGACGUGAUUACCGUGCUGGAGACCGUGUAUAAGGAUUGGUGGCGCGGCGAGUUGAAUGGUAAGACUGGGAUUUUUCCGGUUAAUUAUGUGGAAAAAAUUACGGAACCAAGUCCAGCAGAUCUAGCGCGUGAAGCAGAAAUGGAAGCCUCUGUAUUUUCGGAAGCGUGUAAUGUUGAACGAUUACUCGAGCUGUUAUCGAAUAUUGACCCAACCAAAGAUAGUUUCUCUGAGAAUGAAGCUAUCCAGAAUUUGUACCACUCGACAUUAGCAGUUCGACCGAAACUGGUACAACUUAUUGAAAAGUAUAGUCAGAAGAAAGAUGAGCUUAUCGCAUUAAACGAUAAAUUCAACACGGCAAGAACCACGUACGAUCGUUUACUUGAGGAAUCGAUCAAUAGAUAUAAACCGAAUGCUGUUGGUGUUCCUUCUGGUUAUCCGCCACAACAACAAACAUCAUCUAAUGCUGGAUAUCAACAACAGCCACCUCAAUUCGUUAACCCAAAUCCUCAAGAUGGAAUCUCACAACAGCCACUGUCACAGCAACAACAGCAGCAGCAACCAUAUCAACAAGCUCAAUUCACUCAACCAAAUCAACAACAGCCACAAAAUCAGCAACAAUACCCCACAGAUCCUUCAGCAUACGUACAACAACCACCGCCGCCUCAAUCAUCAUCAUCAGCAACAACAACUAAUGGUAUUAACGCUAAUGGUGUCAAUCCUGAUAAUAACAAUAAUCAACAGACACAACAACCUCAAACACCACAACAGACUUAUCAACAAUUACAAACACCACAUCGUCAAUUAUCGCAGCAGCAACAAUUACCGUAUCCACUUCAUCAACCUCAACAUCAAUCUUCGUUACCAUUACAGCCACAACAGCAGCAACAACCUCCUAUUGGUGGUCUACAACAAUUUAAUUUUGAUUAUCAACAACAACAGGAUACAAAACAAGCCAUCACUCCAAAUUAUUAUAAUGUUCAACCAGCAACGGCAACUCAUCAGGUACCACCGCAAAACGUCACUCCUGGAUAUAAUAAUGCUUCGAUAGUUCCUCAGCAACAACAAUCUCAACAAUACACUGCUCAAGGUUAUUAA
Messenger RNA from Ambispora gerdemannii, 1758 nucleotides. Lineage: Eukaryota; Fungi; Glomeromycota; Glomeromycetes; Archaeosporales; Ambisporaceae. The record is from the annotation of a GenBank genome assembly.